This is a messenger RNA of Neurospora hispaniola, 1880 nucleotides long. RefSeq names its product mitochondrial branched-chain alpha-ketoacid dehydrogenase kinase-domain-containing protein. The transcript has 4 exons. Bases 199 to 1512 code for a protein of 437 amino acids. Gene Ontology annotation, biological process: regulation of glucose metabolic process; protein phosphorylation. Gene Ontology annotation, cellular component: mitochondrion. The record is from RefSeq and is a predicted model, not a curated record. Gene Ontology annotation, molecular function: pyruvate dehydrogenase (acetyl-transferring) kinase activity. Lineage: Eukaryota; Fungi; Ascomycota; Sordariomycetes; Sordariales; Sordariaceae.
CGUAGCCAACCCUCCUCAAUAAAGACCGCCCUGAUCGAGAAUACCCAAUUGCGGUCCGACUCAUCCGGAACGACAAGCAACGCCAGUUCCCUUUCUGCAUGGUGCACGGCAGCCGGCCUGCACUCCAGCACUCCACAGCUCUCUACGGCAUCAAUUGGCGACAGCGAUAGCGGCCAAGGCCCGUAGCCACCAGCCAACAUGUCGUGGAAAAUGAGCGAGAAGCUCAUGGACACCAUCCGGCACUAUGCGAGCUUUCCUGCCACCGGCGUCAGCUUGCGCCAGAUGGUCCAGUUUGGCGAGAAGCCUUCUACUGGAACCCUCUUCCGCGCCUCCCAAUUCCUUGCUGAAGAGCUCCCCAUCCGUCUCGCCCACAGAGUCCAGGAGCUUGAUAACCUUCCAGAUGGCCUUAACGAGAUGCCUUCGGUCAAGAAGGUCCAGGCCUGGUAUGCCCAAUCGUUCGAGGAAAUCACACAACUGCCACGGCCACACCUACCAAAAGAUGUCAGGGAGCGCUUGAUGAGGCCGUCGAGAAGCGGAAAACACGCCUAUCUACCAGAGGCGACACCAAACCCCAGCAUAGAGGAAGGCCAGUACGCCUCACACAAUGGAGCAAGCUACGCAAGCGGACUCAACCACAAAAAGUUCUCGGCCUCAAGGAGAUACUUCGCUAUGGUCGAUGACACAGGGGAUUGGCCUCCCGACCUACACCUUUACAACCAGAAAUUUGCACAGACUCUGCACAAGAUCAAGAGGCGGCACGACAGUGUCGUCACCACCAUGGCCCAGGGCAUCCUUGAAUACAAGCGCAAAAGGCAACGCAUGCAGAUCGACCACAACAUCCAGUCUUUCCUCGACCGCUUCUACAUGUCGCGCAUAGGCAUAAGAAUGCUGAUUGGGCAGCACAUCGCCUUGACGGACCAGAACCACUAUCGCGAUCCCUCAUAUGUCGGUAUUAUCUGCACCAAGACGUAUGUCAAGGACCUCGCCCAGGAGGCCAUUGAGAACGCCCGGUUUGUUUGCGAGGAUCACUACGGUCUCUUUGAGGCUCCCAAGAUCCAGCUAGUCUGCAACCCUAACCUCAACUUCAUGUAUGUGCCAGGGCAUCUGUCGCACAUGCUCUUUGAGACCCUCAAGAACUCGCUGCGCGCCGUCGUCGAGACCCACGGCCAGGACAAGCAGGAAUUCCCCGUCACCAAGGUCAUUGUUGCUGAGGGCAAGGAAGACAUCACCAUCAAGAUCUCGGAUGAAGGAGGCGGUAUUCCCCGUAGCGCUAUCCCGCUUGUUUGGACCUACAUGUACACCACCGUCGAUCGCACACCCAACCUGGAUCCCGACUUCGACAAGAGCGACUUUAAGGCCCCCAUGGCCGGUUUCGGCUACGGACUUCCUAUCUCGCGCUUGUAUGCGAGAUACUUUGGUGGCGACCUUAAGUUGAUCAGCAUGGAAGGAUACGGAACCGAUGUCUACCUGCACCUCAACAGGUUGUCAAGUUCGUCAGAACCUCUGCAAUAGCAACCAGCAGUCAUGAGGGGUAGCGGAAGAACAGGAACCGCAUCCCAAGGAUUGACGCUGCCAUCGUCACUGAGAUACAUGAAAAAACGGCUUAAGGACCUCGAGGUCUCGGAACGCAAGCAGGUUGGCGACACCGAAGCCACAGUUCAUCCUCUUCCACCUCAGCCCGUGCCUUCGUCGGCGGUCGCCUCGGGAACCGGAGUAAGAACCAAAGACAGCGCUCUUUAGAGGAAAACAAAAAAAAAAUAGUGUUAAUGCCUUGUCUUUUGCUGCAGGUGGGAAGGACGGCGGGGCUCGGAUCUGGAUUUGGUCGGCUUUUCCUCGUUUUGUCAACUCUGUCGUUCGGCUGGUUCGGCUUUUCGGUUACU